GUGUAAAAUAUGUAAAACAAAUAUCUACAUGAAAAAUAAGAACAAGUAUAUUUCAGUAAAAAAAAGAAGAAAAGAAUCGGUUAGUUCAAGUUAUGACCAGUUAUCGAUUCGAGAAUCUAACACGCAAUCUUAAGUUCGACGCUAUUCGAGUACGAUAGUCUGUGUAAAAAUCAAAAUAAUGUCAAACGAAUAUCUACAGAAAAAAAUCAACAUGACCGUAACAACUUCAUUUCAGUUAAAAAGAAAGAAAAAAAUGAGUCGAGAAUAAAGGCCGCGAUCCAAAGUUAGACGCUAUUCGAGAAUAAUAUCUGUGUAAAAUCAAAAUAAUGAUUCGAAAAUAAUUAUCAAACAAAAUCUGAAGAAAAUCAAGGUAAAAGAGAGAAAAAAAGUUCUCGAGACGAGAUUCGAACCCGCGAUCGUCUUUUCGACGCCGCUGUUCGAGAAUCAUCUUGUUUCUAAAAUAGUAACAAACGCGGCUCGUAGAUAUUAAUAUUAAACAAAUUGCUAAGAUAAAAAAUUUAACAUGACUAGAACACCUAUAUUUCAGUUAAAAAAAGAAAAAAAGAAAGAAAAAAAAAAGAAUUUUUCAGACAUGCUCGAGUCGAGGAUCGAACCUUGGAACUCUGGAUUAUAGGUCCCUUGGGAUUGCUAAACUGCGACGUGGAAAAAAAAGUAAAGUCGCUGCAUUCUAUAACCGUGAAAUGAUAUUAAUAAUGGUAAUUGAACCUGGUGGAGUGCAAUUUGGUUCGAAAUCAAACGGUUGAUUCAGCGGGAGUGCGAUUUGUAAUCACACGUUUGAUUUCGAACCAAAAUUGCACGACACCACUUAAUUAUAUCCAUUUUGAAAUAUAACACAUUGUACAGCAUAAAAUUUUAUUAAUUCGUACAAAUACAAUAUUUGCUUCUCAAAGGAAUGUGAUUAAGAGUUCAAAAUGGUGCGAUUUAGGCUGAAAUCAACCGGCUAAGAACCAAUCGUUCGUGCUGCCCCCUUUGGGCCAAUAGACUUUAUUUAUUUAUUUAUUUGUUCUUCAUGUUGUCAUUAGUUUAUUCCCAAUAAAGUCGUUAAAAAAAUCAGAUUGCAGGAUUCACUUGUGAUUUCAAAUGGAUAUAAUUAAUAAAUAUAUUGAAAUAAUCAACCCAAUGAACGUUGGCAAGUGCUGGAACUAUGUAGAUGUAAUGUUCGUCGUCACUCGAGAGUAAAUAGUGGGAGACUUGGAGCAAGUCAAGCUGUACAGAAAAACACAGUCCGAUAUAACGCUCGAGUUCACACCCAUCAUCAUGAAUAGCUAAUAGACCAUGAUGCUGAAACUGUCUGAAUACUAGUAAUAGCGCUUCAAACAAUCGAACCGACGAUAAAUUGGAACGUCGACAAUUUCGAGAUCUUUCCGCCGUGUACGCAAGUAUACACGUUAAACCGAACAAUAUCGAGCAAGAUUCAACUUAUGAAAGCUGAUUUUUAGGGUGCAAUCGAAAGGACUAUAUAUUCGAGAAAUUUUCGAUGAAGCACCUUGUAGAAACCAAGCCUCUGUGUUAUUAAUGCCAGCGAUCUUGUUUUAAGUUGGUUUCGACGUYCAAUUUCAAUGGAAAACAAAGAAGAUGUUCUUGAGGUUGAGCCUCCGCCGCCAUAUUGUGAGUUGAAUGAAGGCUAUGAUCACARUGAAAACACUCCUUGUCCAAGCACACUUGAAGAAGCGGCAUCUUAUCAUCAGCACCCACCACAAAAUCAGUCAAUACAACCCGCCUAUACUCCCAGACAACAAGAGAUUUUAGUGCAGGAGGAACCCCCUGACUAUCAUCAGAGUCAACUGAAGUACUUCCAACAGAGAGACCUCCUCUCUCAGCAUAACAAUCAAGAAGUGUUUGAUCCUGUAAUUCAAGAUCAACUUUCUUCUCCUGCUUCUCAUCACUUCUGUCCUGACGGAUUUUAUCCUGAACAUGUUGUUCGGGAACAUCCUAAUCACCCAUUGCAACUCAGGUUUCCGUUUGCAGUUGUAUCUAACCAACCACCGGUUUUACCGAUAGAGAAUCCUAACACUUUGGCACGUGAUGCAAGUAGGCGUGGUGAAUACCAGCUGUCAUACCGAUACAGUAAAUUAUCUGGCCAACUGUCGUGGUGUGCCAUUGUUAUCGGAUUCUUCUUUUAUCUUGCUGUGGUGCUUGGUGUUCUUAAAAUGCCGAUUUAAUUCGUUUUCAUAAACCGGUCAAACAAAGUAUAAUGUACGGCCAGUCAAAAUGUAAUAGUGGUGCAGCAAAACGAUAGGGAAAAACGUACAAAAUAAAAGCACGCUUCAAGCAGAAACCACCCAAAUGCUCGGGUCAAACGUUGAAUUAGCUAUAGGAACUUUGCCGUACCAUUGUUUAACUCAUUUGCAUCGUACACUUUUUCCGUAGUUCUCUAGCGCUAAAUUACACCAGUACUUUCCAAUC
Messenger RNA from Exaiptasia diaphana, 2427 nucleotides. RefSeq lists its product as uncharacterized. Gene Ontology annotation, cellular component: membrane. The record is from RefSeq and is a predicted model, not a curated record. NCBI's taxonomy places the organism in Eukaryota, Metazoa, Cnidaria, Anthozoa, Actiniaria, Aiptasiidae.